CGACGAGCGAGCCGCUUGCAUGUGGAAAUGUUUCCUUAAAUCACACGAAGCUAGCUUUUUUACUUUUAAUAUAAAAUGUCUUCUAAGAACAGUCAACGAACGGAACCUGAGACUCAAGAAGAGCUCGCACAAAAAGAGGAGCUGAACAAAAAGAUAAAAGAGCAAAAGAUUUUAGUCGACGAGUUGAGCAAUUUGAGGAAAAACAGGAGAGUGUACACACAGCAACCCAACAGCAAUAUAUUCUUCCUGGCAGACAGAGAAGAGACCCUUAGUUCUUGUAAAAAAGAUCUUGAUAACAUGAGGAAAGAAUAUCAAGAUAUUUAGUGCUGCGGGAUAAUGUGUGGGAUCUGCUGUGUGGUCAGUUUGACCACACCGCAUGUUCCACUAGAGGAGCGUGUGCGUGAAAAUCUAAAAUACAGAGGGCCCAACUGUAGCCGGGACAUUACAGUAACAAUUUCAAACUGCAGUCUCCUUUUCUCGGCACAUGUGCUUCAUAUGAGGGGUUCCUUGACACCUCAGCCU
Messenger RNA from Ctenopharyngodon idella (grass carp), 522 nucleotides. RefSeq names its product ASNSD1 upstream open reading frame protein-like. The transcript is spliced from 4 exons. The record is from RefSeq and is a predicted model, not a curated record. NCBI's taxonomy places the organism in Eukaryota, Metazoa, Chordata, Actinopteri, Cypriniformes, Xenocyprididae. The coding region runs from base 76 to 324 and encodes 82 amino acids.